Messenger RNA from Eruca vesicaria subsp. sativa (arugula), 528 nucleotides. The record is from the annotation of a GenBank genome assembly. NCBI's taxonomy places the organism in Eukaryota, Viridiplantae, Streptophyta, Magnoliopsida, Brassicales, Brassicaceae.
AUGAAGCUCUUCGUUUCCGUUGUGAUGUUCUUUCUCUUCUUAAACUGUUUCGCAACCGCGCAAACUUUGAUUCGAGAUUCUUGCAAAACAGCUGCAGCAAAAGACCCUAAUCUCAAAUAUGAUUUUUGCGUCCAGUCACUUGAACAAGAUCCACAAAGCAAAACAGCAACAAGCCUAGCAGGAUUGGUCUUAGCAUCAACGAAUAACGCUGGGUCCAAAACAACUUACGUGAAAGGAAUAGUUAAAACUAUUCUCAAGACCAAAAAGUAUGCACCGGGUACUGAACCCGAGUUACGCACUUGCGUAGAGCUUUAUGACGAUGCUAAUGAUUCUUUAAAUGAAGCCUUGACGGACGUUAAAUCCGGCGAUUAUAGAAGUGCUAAUGUGCAUCUGAGUGCUGCUUUGGAUGCACCGGAUACUUGUGAAGAUGGAUUCAAAGAGAAGCACCAGACAUCUCCGGUUACAAAUGAGAACAGUGUUUUGUAUCAGAAGAUUUUGAUUCCUUUAGCUUUUACAAAUAUGGUAUGA